Messenger RNA from Macrosiphum euphorbiae (potato aphid), 780 nucleotides. The record is from the annotation of a GenBank genome assembly. Lineage: Eukaryota; Metazoa; Arthropoda; Insecta; Hemiptera; Aphididae.
AUGACUGGAACUGAAAAACAAAAACUUCUAAUUAUUGGAAAAAGCAAAAAUCCAAGGUCAUGGAUGACAUCAUUAAUUUUUGAAAAGUGGUUACUAGAUAUUGAUCAAAAAACGAGUCAAGAAAAUCGAAAAAUAAUUUUAUUUGUGGAUAAUUGUACUGCUCAUCCUCGUACCUUAUCUACAAAGUUAAAAUCUAUAACGAUUGCAUAUUUUCCCCCAAAUACAACAAGUAAGCUCCAACCAAUGAACCAAGGAAUAAUAAGUAAUCUUAAAGUGUAUUAUCGAAAACGUAUUUUGAACAAAGUUAUUUCAAAUCUUGAACAGAGAACAACAAUUACUCUGCGAGAUUGUAUUUCUGAGGUAUCGAAAGCUUGGAGAAGUGAUGUAACGUCCGAAACCAUAAAAAAAUGUUUUUUCAAAGCGGGAUUUACAAAUGAAAAUAUUGAAACCGAUAUUGAAAUACCAGAUGUACAACGAGAAUGGGAGUUAGUUCAUUGCGAUGGCGUUACUUUACAAGAUUAUUUGAAAAUUGAUGAAGAUAUCGCCGUAUAUGAAUCACCUACUGAAGAAAACGACGAAGAGGAACAUGCAGUAGAACAAUCCAAACUCACAGAAGAAGACAUAUUAAACGCUUUAUCGGUGGUAAGAAAUGGUUUUAGACAAGAAGCAAAUGUUCCCGAUGAAAUUUUUUUAAAACUUGACGAUAUAGAAACUUUUUACGAAAGAAGGACAAUUUUCAAAAAUAAUAAGCAAACAAAACUUACUGAUUAUUUCUUUUAA